This is a messenger RNA of Fukomys damarensis (Damara mole-rat), 1764 nucleotides long. It is a transcript of the gene Creb3l1, whose product is annotated as cAMP responsive element binding protein 3 like 1. The transcript has 12 exons. Gene Ontology annotation, biological process: regulation of transcription by RNA polymerase II. Gene Ontology annotation, molecular function: DNA-binding transcription factor activity, RNA polymerase II-specific; cAMP response element binding. The record is from RefSeq and is a predicted model, not a curated record. NCBI's taxonomy places the organism in Eukaryota, Metazoa, Chordata, Mammalia, Rodentia, Bathyergidae. The coding region runs from base 343 to 1764 and encodes 473 amino acids.
GUAUCGCCUUAGUGUUCGUGUGCAGGUCUGCAAGGGGGUGAGCCGGGGAAGCUCACCUCCAAGACAGUGGAGCCGCCGCUGGCUGCGCGUGGCAGCCAAGAAGCUUAUAUUGGCACCUCUGUAGGAAAAAGUCUCUAACGAGGAGGGAAACAAAUCAUAAUGUUUCCUUCUCUGGCUUCUCUCCCCGUUGUCUGGAAAGGCACCCCCGUAGAAGGCUGAAGCGCCCCAGAAGCGCCCUCCCCCUCACAACCUCGACGCACGACCCUCCACCCUUCUUGGACUCCUGGCUGCCGGCUCCCCACUUCCCCUCCCACUUUCCCUCGGUGUGAGCUGGAAUUGAGGAUGAGGAAGGAAAUAAGGGGCCAGGCUGGAGCUGCGGAGCACUUCCCCGAGCACUUGGACCACUUCGUGGAGAACAUGGACGACUUCUCCAACGACCUGUUCAGCAGCUUCUUCGAUGACCCAGCGCUGGAUGAGAAGAGCCCCCUGCUGGACAUGGAACUAGACCCCCCAGCGCCAGCCAUCCAGGCAGAGCACAGCUACUCACUGAGCGGGGACUCAGCACCCCAGAGCCCUCUGGUGCCCAUCAAGAUGGAGGACACCACAGAAGACGUGGAACACGGAGCGUGGGCACUGGCACACAAACUCUGCUCCAUCACGGUGAAGCAGGAGCAGAGCCCGGAGCUGCCCGUGGACCCGCUGGCCGCCUCCUCAGCCAUGGCCGCCGCUGCCACCAUGGCCCCCACACCCCUGCUGAGCCUCAGCCCCCUGUCCAGGCUGCCCAUCCCCCACCAGGCUCCAGGAGAGAUGACUCCGCUGCCAGUGAUCAAAGCAGAGCCCCAGGAGGUGAGCCAGUUCCUCAAAGUGACACCAGAGGAUCUGGUACAGAUGCCGCCGACGCCCCCCAGCAGCCACGGCAGUGACAGCGAUGGCUCCCAGAGCCCCCACUCCUUGCCCCCCUCCAGCCCUGCCCGGCCCGUGGCCCGCUCCUCCAGUGCCAUCUCCACCUCCCCCCUCCUCACCGCCCCACACAAAUUACAGGGGACAUCAGGGCCACUGCUCCUGACCGAGGAGGAGAAGCGCACCCUGAUUGCUGAGGGGUACCCCAUCCCCACCAAACUGCCCCUCAGCAAGGCAGAGGAGAAGGCUCUGAAGAGGGUUCGAAGGAAAAUCAAGAACAAGAUCUCAGCCCAGGAGAGCCGUCGUAAGAAGAAGGAAUACGUGGAGUGCCUGGAAAAGAAGGUGGAGACGUUUACAUCGGAGAACCACGAGCUGUGGAAGAAGGUGGAGACCCUGGAGAGCGCCAACAGGAACCUGCUCCAGCAGCUGCAGAAGCUCCAGACGCUGGUCACCAGCAAGAUCUCCAGGCCUUACAAGAUGGCGGCCACCCAGACUGGGACCUGCCUCAUGGUGGCGGCCUUGUGCUUUGUCCUGGUGCUGGGCUCCCUCGUGCCCUGCCUGCCCGAGUUCUCCUCCGGCCCCCAGAGUGUGAAGGAAGACCCGGCUGCAGACAGCAUCUACACCCACAGUCAGAUGCCCUCCAGGAGCCUGCUGUUCUACGACGAGGGCGCCCCUUCGUGGGAGGACGGCCAUGGGGCGCUGCUGCCCGUGGAGCCCCCGGAAGGCUGGGACCUCCAGCCCGGGGGCCCUGGGGAGCAGCAGCCCCAGGACCCACUGCAGCUCGACCACCUGGACGGCACCCACGAGACCACCAAGUACCUGGCCCCUCCUCUCCUUCAGCCCUUCUCCUCUCCCUGCUUAUGA